AGUUCUAUUGGCUUUGAGAAGAUCUCAAGUUUCCUUACACGACACGGUCGUUCUGUUUUGGCUGAAAUGAAGCAGAAGACACGGGUUUACUUUCAAUGUAACGAAUUAAGGCGUUAAUUAAACGCUUAUUUAUGUGUUCUACGUUUUUUUUGUUUUUGUAAUGUUUAAUCAAACCGUAAUUUUUUCACUCUUAGACGUCUUGCUGUGUUUUAAACACAUGACCGCUUGCAGUAAGUUUGCCCUCUGACAUGAAUAAAUAAAUGUUCGUGUAGAAGAUAAAGAUGCUGUUGUCAAGGUAACUUCCUGGACUGAUUCACUCCCAGUCAAUAUUUAUCACCUGCUAAGAAGUCUUCACCCCGGCUGAAUGCUCCAGGCUUUACCUCGGCUGAGCAGAGCUGUGGAGAGGAUUCGUCGUUUGGGAGCUCACCUCAGCACUAUGGCCCAAAAUGGCAGCACUGAAAACGGAGAAGUGGUCACGGCCGCCAUCGUCAUAAUCGGUGAUGAGAUCCUCAAGGGUCACACGGCGGACACAAACAGCGCCUUCUUGUGUCGCGGCCUACGCAAGCUGGGAGUCAGCGUGCAGCACAUUUCGGUGGUGCCCGAUGUGCAGGAGGUCAUCGCUAAGGAAGUGGCCGCACUCUCACCUGUGGUAACGCACCUCAUCACGGCAGGUGGCAUUGGACCCACUCACGACGACGUGACCUUUGAAGCCGUUGCUCUGGCGUUCGGCGAGAGUCUGCAAGCGCACCCGGAGCUCACACGCCUCAUCGAGCAGUUCUUUGGCAAAGUCGAUUCUACCAGCGCCCCCAUGAAACUCGCCACGAUACCUUCUUCUGCGAAGCUGAACUACGGCCGCGACCCUCAGACUGGAGAGCCUCUGCGUUUCCCGCUGGUCAGUGUACGCAACGUCUACAUGUUCCCAGGCAUCCCUACACUUCUGGAACGUGCCUUUAAUGGCCUGGGGCACCUGUUUGCCAACCCGGGAACUGCUUUUCACACGCGUGAGGUUUUUGUGGAUGCCGAUGAAACAGAAAUUGCGCCCGUCCUGACGAGGCUGCAGUCUGAAUGGGGAAAAAGUAUAUCGCUCGGCUCGUAUCCUGACUGGCUGAGUAACUACUACCGCGUGAGGCUGGUGCUGGACUCAGAUAGUGCCAACAGCGUGGAGAAAGCACAGGCCCGGCUGGAGGAGGAGCUGCCUAAAGGGAGUGUGGUGCGGCUGGUCAGCGAUCCUAUAGCCGUCGCUCCCCAUGAGGUCUACUCACUCGCCUUGGAUGGUUCACCAUUAGGAGAGAAAGUAGCCGCAGCUCUGAGGACCAUCGAGAAGGCGCUGGCUCUUUACCGACUGAACGAGAUCUGCAUCGGCUUCAAUGGCGGCAAAGACUGCACGGCGCUGCUGCAUCUUUUCUACGCCGCUCUUAAGCGUCGCUAUCCAGACAGUAAAGACAAGCUGAAAGCCCUGUACAUCCGAAUCGUCUCCCCGUUCCCAGAGAUGGAGAGAUUUCUGCAGGACACCAUUAAAAGAUAUGAUCUGGACCUGUUUGCUGUAGAGGGCAACAUUAAGCAGGCUCUAAUUGAAGUGCAGGAGAAGAGACCUGAGCUUCGUGCUGUUCUCAUGGGCACCAGGCGCACUGAUCCUUACUCACACACUCUCACUGCUCUCUGCCCCACAGACCCAGACUGGCCUCCCUACAUGAGAGUCAACCCAUUACUGGAUUGGACAUAUCAUGACAUCUGGUUGUUCCUGAGAACCCUGUAUGUGCCUUACUGCAUUCUCUAUGACAAAGGCUACACGUCAUUGGGCAGCAUGGAUAACACCUUCAGGAACCUUUCUCUCCAAGUAGUGGACAGCAGGGGUGUAACUCGGUAUAAACCUGCCUACCAGCUGGAGAAAGAGGAAGAAGAGCGCAGCUCAAGGACGUGAUGUUGUUUAAGUCUUGGUCCAGAUGAAGCAAUGCUCAUGAGAAAAGAGCGAUCAUCAGAGGGG
This is a messenger RNA of Tachysurus fulvidraco (yellow catfish), 1984 nucleotides long. RefSeq names its product flavin adenine dinucleotide synthetase 1 (gene flad1). The transcript is spliced from 8 exons. The record is from RefSeq and is a predicted model, not a curated record. Bases 365 to 1921 code for a protein of 518 amino acids. Lineage: Eukaryota; Metazoa; Chordata; Actinopteri; Siluriformes; Bagridae. Gene Ontology annotation, biological process: FAD biosynthetic process. Gene Ontology annotation, molecular function: FMN adenylyltransferase activity.